CGCCGCGUUACCGUGGCACCGCCGCCGCCGCGCCGGCCCUCGCGUCACCUCGGACGCGGCCCAGCCCAGGGCAGGGGCCGGGCUGGCCGUACCAUCUCCGUUACACCUGUGCCGCCCUCGGAGCGCCCUCGGGAGCGAGUUGACAUCUGGCCAUGGCGACUGAUUUAGGGAAACUGGUGGAAGAGGGGAGCGUUAAGGAGAUGCAAGAGAAGCUGGAGACCUGGCAUCGGGACUACCAGAAGAAUAGCUGUGGUGAAAAUAUGGACCGAUGCUGUGAAAUAAUAGAAUUGAACACUGCAAUUCAAAAGCGUCUCUUCUUAAUUCUCGAUGAAACAUCUAAAGCAGAUCCUGAGAGUGAAGCUGCAGAAAAAUUAAGAAAACGAUUCCUGCCAAACAAGACAGUAGAGACUUGUCCUCCAAAUGAGCCAGUAGAAACUUGUCAUUCCUGUUGUCAUUCAGAUUGUGAAAGCGAAUCCUCUGUCACUUCUCUGAAAGACUUGGCUGACGCUCAGACUUGUCGACUCCAAGAGCUGGAGGACAAUCUAGCUGCAACUCGUAUGCGGAUCCAUCACAUGGAAGAAGAUCUGUGUGCUUCCCGUGCUGAAGAGUGCCAAACCUUGAGGAACAUAGAGGAAGUGAAGGAAUAUGAGGAUAAGAUUCAAGCACUGCGGGAUGAUCUUUGUCUUCUGGAAGCCCGAAAGGCCGUAAUUGCAAACAGGCUUGCUGCGGGCAACUGUGCUCCCAAGUGCAAUCCCUGCUGCCCAGCUCCCGCCAAGCGCUGCUGCACCGCUCCCGCCAAGCGCUGCUGCACCAUGCCCAGCAAGCCCUGCUGCCCCCCUGCCAAAGGGAAGAACGGCUCCCCUGCCCAAACCAAGCGGGUCAACUCUUCGCGCCGCGCCUGCCUCAUCGCUCGCUAUAGCUUCAUUUUUGCUCAUGAGCGCAUGGAUGCAGAGGCCACUCUGAGGACAUUCAUCUGUGACAUGGAGUUGGUGCAGAGGAUAAUAUACAUUGCAGCUUUGGAAUGUUUCCGUGUAGCAAAGAUGGCCUUCUGGAAGAUCAAAACAACUGUAAAACAUAAUUUAUCUCUGACUCACUCGGAACCUCCGCCACUUGAUGUUGCUGUCCUGGAUUAUAUAAUUUACCACAAAGAUGUGUAUGAUGUUUUUGAGAGUGUCCAUGAAGUCAUAUGCGCCAUGGACAUGAACCCAAAGAUUUCAUAUCCACCAGUAGUUGAUUUUGUUGUGAUCACCACUUUGAUUAAAGAAUUGUGCGCUGUGGCUUUUGCAAUGCAGACACUCGAUCCUCCUCUUGACGUUACUUGUGGUAUUGAUGGAGAACUUUUCAAUAGGACCAUGUACUAUCGUAGCUCUGACUCAGAUCACACAGCUGGCUAUGUGGCCUAUCACGUCUGGCCUCCUCUGAUGGAAAAUGGUGUUGUAAUUGUGAAGGGAGAGGUAGUCACUAGAAGUAUGAGUUUUCGCAAAAAAAAAAGUAGAAGCAGAAGCUGCAGCUGUAGCCGUCGCCUCGCGCCUGGUCAAGUGACUCGAAGCCGCAGUCUUUCAACAGUGGGGGCCAGAAAGUCAAAGAAUGGUAACUGAACAUGUUCCUGUGGUGCAGUGUAUCUGGAUCAACAAAYGUUGCUGAUGCCUUUUCUCUUCAGGAAUACCUCACAUCUCUCAAUAAUGUGAAUGGCAAUUGUAACUUCAAAUGGAGUUUGUGUUCAGUGUGUUUUUUAGAAUUAUAGAAAGCUUAUUAAUGAUUUUAGAAACUAAACUCUUUUGAUU
Molecule: messenger RNA, 1784 nt
Organism: Malurus melanocephalus (red-backed fairy wren)
Lineage: Eukaryota; Metazoa; Chordata; Aves; Passeriformes; Maluridae
Gene: SPATA18
Product: spermatogenesis associated 18
Exons: 12
Coding region: 153-1598 (481 amino acids)
Biological process (GO): mitophagy by internal vacuole formation; mitochondrial protein catabolic process
Cellular component (GO): mitochondrial outer membrane
Source: RefSeq, a predicted model, not a curated record